AUGGAUCAGAAGAUCGGUCUCGGUGAAGCAUUUAUGUACGCUGAUUGGGAUGCGAAACCCUCUGCGAAACAUUUUCUCACUCUUUUGAUUCGAGCAAAAUGUUAUAAGUCAUCAUUGACGAAAAAGAUGGUCAUCGCUUCACAGAAUAAAAGUAAUGUUGAGAGGAAAGAAGCGGAAACAGGAGAACCGAUGGCAUUUUCGUCUUCUUGGAAAAAUUUAGUGGAAUUCGCAUUCGGAAUUGGGAUUAUCGCAAAAAAGUUAUUGUUGAAUUUGCAAAAAUUAAUGCUGAAUUCAAUUCGUAACGUCGUUUGGUUAUGGAACUACGCAAAACAUCGACUACGUGAAAACACAAUGCUGGGUAGUGCGAAAAACAUUCAUGAGCAUUAUGAUUUGGGUAAUGAACUGUUUGAGAUGUUUCUCGAUAGUUCAUUCACGUAUUCGUGUGCAUUAUUUGAUCCAAUUCCAUCAAAUGAACUAAUCAAGUCGGAUUUCGCUCUGCUCGAAGCAGCUCAACGUCGAAAAUACGACAAAAUUUUGACUGAAAUGCAACUGAAAAGUGAUGACCAUGUACUGGAAAUUGGUUGCGGUUGGGGCAGUUGUGGACUUUAUGCGGUUGAAAAAUACGGUUGUAAGUGGACGGGCAUUACCAUCUCAAAAGAACAACUUAAGAUUGCACAAAAAAAAGUUGAAGACGCUAAAUUAGGCGAUAGAAUCGAAUACAAAUUACUCGAUUAUAGAUUAGAGAAAGGUGUUUAUGAUAAAGUAUUGGCGAUUGAAAUGAUUGAAGCUGUUGGGCAUGAAUAUCUGCCAGAAUUCUUUCGAACAUUGAGCGAUCGACUUCGACCCGGUGGUUUGGCGUGUUUGCAGGCGAUCACAUGUCCAGAUGCGUAUUACGAUCGCUAUCGUCGCUCAAGUGACUUCAUCAAAAAGUACAUCUUUCCCGGUGGCCAUCUGCCAUCUGAGGGUGCCAUCAAGGCGGCGUUACCCGUUCAACUGACCAUCCGAAGCGUUUCUCACAUUGGUAAACAUUAUUCGAAAACACUGGAUCUAUGGCAUGCUGCAUGGAUGGAACGAGAAAAAGAUAUCUUAAAAAUGGGUUAUUCGAAGGAAUUUCAUCGAAAAUGGCAAUUCUAUUUCGUGCUAUGCUCGGCAUUAUUCGAAUACGAUCAUAUCGACACUGUGCAAAUGUGUAUUACACGACAUUAG
Molecule: messenger RNA, 1206 nt
Organism: Anisakis simplex (herring worm)
Lineage: Eukaryota; Metazoa; Nematoda; Chromadorea; Rhabditida; Anisakidae
Source: the annotation of a GenBank genome assembly